Molecule: messenger RNA, 4126 nt
Organism: Chlamydomonas reinhardtii
Lineage: Eukaryota; Viridiplantae; Chlorophyta; Chlorophyceae; Chlamydomonadales; Chlamydomonadaceae
Exons: 5
Coding region: 624-3440 (938 amino acids)
Molecular function (GO): DNA-binding transcription factor activity
Source: RefSeq, a predicted model, not a curated record
GGUUAAGCUGCACCGUGCCCGAUUGAUAUUAGUAAAGUGUUACUCUUGGUGACAUCAAAUGGGUUUUUCUCCGUUUUUCGCAGUCGGGUUCGCACCGUCAUGUUCAACUCCAAACUUGUCCGGGAGAACUCAGGAGACUGCGUCAGUUGAAAAGGGCGACGUUCAGUGUCGUCUUUGACUUUGAACUGUAUUUAAGGUUAAUGUGCACAUGGCAUCGCAACACUUCUGAUGCCCGCUGAGCCAACGAACGCGACUGCAUCAUUUAAAUUUUAGUCCUGAUAGAAAAUAAGUUGAAGCUGCCCUCACCCCAGCAGUGGCCAGGACUCUGCCGCUGCCUGGUACAAACGCACUAGAGCCGAACGCGCCUUCGUGGGCGGGGCAGGCACAGGCGCAGAGUUUGUUGAUUACACAGUUGGCUGCUGUCAGAACGCCGCGCCGACACUACUUGACGGCCGACAACGCCUGACGUCCCGCGGCAAUUUGUGCGACUUUAAGACCCCGCCUAAUAGUGCGGGGGUCAGUACGUUGGGUUGAACAGCCAUUGUGGACCCAACCCGUGGUGUGGUGCGCACCAAAUGUUGGAAGCGUCCGACGCGGCGGACGCUUUCGACACCCUAGCCUUGAUGGCGUCUCCUGGCAUGGAGGCACCCAGCGUUGAUGAUCUCAUUCGCCGGUCACAAUGCCUCAACGCAGACGAUGGCGACAGAGAGCUGCUGGAGCUGGGAGCAAACCCGGACUUGCUGUUGACCUCCCAGCCUGACGUGUGGAUGGCAGCGGACCGAGGCGGCGGCGACGGCGGCGACAGUUACGACGCUGACCCGGCGCACCAAGCGUUGCGGCAUCUGCCUACAGCGGUUGCGGCACAGCCAGCUGGUUCCGGCCAGGUCAUGGCAUUCUCCGCGUCUCCGGCAUCUGCGGCUGUGGGCGCGGCUGCCACCAUCGACGCUCUGCUGCGCUCACCCUGCGGCAUCGCCAAUAUGCCCGCCGCCCAUGCGAGCGACUGGCUCAGCGCCCCCGCUGUGUUUGGCAACGCCGUCCUCGACUCCGCCAUACCGACGCCAGCUCAGGUGCUCACAGCCGCCGCCGCAGCGGGCCGCGGUGGUGAUGCCGCUGCUUGCGGCGGCAACAUGGCCGCCAUGCGCCUCGACCAGCAACUGCUGGCUGAGCUGCCGUGCAUCUCCGGCCCCGCCGCGCUGCCUUCAUUCUGGGGGGGCCGCACGGGUAUGACGACGGUGUCAGCAGCCAUGGAAACGAGCCGCGGCGGGCUGCUGCUGUCCGGCACUGCUGCCGCAGGCGGCGCGUUUUCCUCCAGUGCCACCCACGGCCGCCCCUCGUCCAGCGCAAUGCUGCUGCAGCCGCCACUGCUCGCACAGCCAACAUGCAUGCCGCAGCUGCCAGCCCAAACCGGCGGCGCGCUGUUAUUCCGUCCGCCGCAGCCGCAGCCGCAGUCUGGGUCUUGCACGGAUGCGGUGCAGCUGGCGAAGGAGUGGCGCAGUGGCUAUGAUGAGUUUUUGAUGUCGGAGGGUGGCCCGGCAGGUGACUUCCUGGACUGGGGCGGCGGCUGUGGCGCGGCCAUGCCGCCGCCGCCACCGCCGCCGCUGCAGCCCUACAGCGGCAGCAACUACAGCAGCGCCGGCUCGCAGCAGCUGCAGCAGAGCCCCUGGUCCACUGGGGGCGCGCUGCAGGCCGUGGCUGCUGGCAACAACAGCCUCACACUCCUACACACGGUGGGGGGCCGUCUGGCGCAUAUGCAGCAGGGCAGACAGCGGCAGGGGCCCGCGCAGACCCUCAGCGCCAGCGGUGCAGUGGCGGCGCCGGGCUUUACCAGCGGCGUAAUCGGGCAGGCUUUCUGCACCAGUGCUAACGCCACCGCAACUGCCACGGCCGUUGCGGAGCGGCUGCGCACGCGCAAGCAGAAGCAUGCACAGGCACCCAUGGUGGGCAGCAGCCCGCGAGUUCUGGAUCUGCUGGAACCUGAGCCGGCGGGCGUCGGCGCCAGCGGCACGUACGUGCUCGGCCCAGACGGCGAGCCGCCACGCGAGUACCAGCGGUCACUGCAGCAGCCGGCGUCGGCGUCGCAGUUGCCGCGGCUGUCGCAGCCGGCCUCUCCACUACAGCUGCGGCGGCUUCAGCAUCCGCAGCCGGCACAGUCGUCGCAACCACUGCCACUGCCGCUGCCGCAGUCGGCGCCGCUGCUGCAGCUGCCGCCGCCGCUACGGCCGCCGGAACCCAAAGAGCCGGCGGCCUGGAGGCAGCAGGCCCCGGCCGCGCCGGCGGCGGCCGAGGUUGGGCCGGCAGGCACGGGUGACGUCCACGUGGUAGUCAAGCUGGAUGUGCCUGUGGCGACAGCGGUGAGCCAGCAAGCCUACACGGGCGUGGGCGCAGCGCAGCUGCGGCUGGUUGAGGCCAUGGACGUCCAGCAGGAGGAGCAGGAGAAGGUGGAGGAGGCGGAGGAAGAUCCGGAACCUGGGGCUGAAAAGAUGGCGGCGCCUGCCGGCGCCGCCAAGGGCGCCGACAGUGGUGCGAAGAGCUGGUCCAGCAGGCAGGGGCCUCGUGCCGCCGUCGGGCACAAGGCCGCGCAGGCACGCGAGAAGGCGCGCGCGGCCGUUGGGUGGCCCCUGGAGGAGGCGGCCGGGGUGUCAAUGGGCUGCAGCAGCGGCGGCGGCGGCGGCAACGCACCGCGGGCCAGCCCCGAACAGGACGAUGAGGACGAUGGGUGCUGCGACACAGGCGCUGCAGAUGACGAUGACGAUGACGAUGAUGACGGGCCGGCGGGCAACGGCCGCGACGGCCGUGUCAUUACGGUGGAUGACCUGCGCCAUUACUAUGAGGUGCCCAUCAAGGAGGCUGCCCGCCGCCUGGGCUACUCCGUGUCCUGCCUCAAGAACAUCUGCCGCCGCCUGGGCGUGCCCAACUGGCCCUCGCGCAAGCUGCUGACGCUGCAGAAGAUGCGCGGCGCGCUGCUGGGGGCGGACGCAGCUGCAAACGGCAUCCGCGCCGGCGGUGCGGGUGCCGCCAGUGGCCAGGAGGCUGCAGAGGCUCGACUGGAGCGGGAGCGGUUGUUGGAGCGGUUGGCACUCAACAUCGCUGACAUCUACGCCGACCCACACACGCCCAUGUACCCCGAGUUCAUGCGGGUGCGGCAGCUGCAGUACAAGAGCCGCGCCAACGCACGCCUGGCGCGGCGCAGCUGUAGUGGCCGCGCCGGCGGCGGCAGCAUAAGUAGCAGCAAGGCGGCCGACAGCAGCAGGAGCGGCAGCAAGGCAGCGGACGGCAGCGGUAGCGGCACCGAGGGCGGCGGCCGGGGCGAGGAGAGCCGCGGCCGUGCAGCUGGUGGCGUGGCCAAGCGACGCGCUCGCCGUGACCGCAGUUUGCGUGGCAUUUGUGAGGACACGAAGGAAGGGUCUGAGGUCAUGGAGGGGUCCCAGGAUAUGGAGUGACAGGAAUGUCCAGCGGCAGUUGGGGACCGCCAUAGAUGCAUGGCGUGCAUGCACGCAAGGCGCUGCCUUGUGUGAACAAGCGGAACAUCAUGUUAAUGAAUGGGAAAGGCCCCAUGAGAGAGAAGCUACGACGGAAACGGGCCGGUCAACGAUGAACAGAUGCUAGAAGCUGAUGAAGCAGCACAACAGAUGCGGUUUGCCGUUUUACCAAUUCCACACGAUUUUUCAACAAAUGAGGACAACGUACGUGUUCUGAUGCGCGAUUUGGUAUAUGACAGCCACAUGGCCAAGCGUGCGCGUAUCACGCAGAUAAUGGCACUAUUCUGUUGCAUGGCAACUACCGUACCGGUAUAUCCAACGUUCGUUUGUCCUGGACUUGCAACGAGGCCCACGGAAGGGGCUGAUUGUGUGCGUUUUGUCAGUUAUUGGGAUGCCUGAGCGCAGGGGAGCCUGGGCGGGUUGUAGGUAUGUAGUGGUGGGGGUAUCUGAAACUCCGGGGUGCUUUCCAACCGACACGGCCCUGGCUUUGGCGUCGAAGUGUACAUGGCCCGAACUUCAAUAGGAAUUCGGUUUGAAAACGCCACGAUAAGCUAUGGCAAUCCUGAUGUGCAAUUGAUCGUGCCUUGUGCUACAGCGGUGUCUAACCAGUUCCAGAAAACGUGGCGGUUGAUACCUAUCGUAUCGUA